Molecule: messenger RNA, 461 nt
Organism: Tremella mesenterica DSM 1558
Lineage: Eukaryota; Fungi; Basidiomycota; Tremellomycetes; Tremellales; Tremellaceae
Exons: 5
Coding region: 94-363 (89 amino acids)
Source: RefSeq, a predicted model, not a curated record
CUUUUUAUAUAGAUCGAUAGACAGCAUUCACCCCAUAGCAUUCAUCUUUCCGUUUCUUUUCUUGCAUCGAACAAUCAACUCAAUAUCAUAAAAAUGGCUUCUGCUCGUGCGUUCUUGAGGAAGUGGGUGCCCGUCGAGGUGUACCCGAUCAUCGCGGUCGUCGGCGUCGCAGUGGGCGGCGCUACAUUCUACCUCGCCCGUCUUUCUCAACACUCUGAAGUGGUCUGGGAUCGUUCCGGUGAUUGGAGGCCUUGGGAUAAGGUUAAACAGGAUCAGAAUGUCAAAUUCCUUUCCUACAACAAAGACUUUUGGGAGAAACGUAAGCUUGGCCAAGGAGAGAAGAGCAUGGUCGAUGCUAUCUGAUCUAUUUUAUGACUUUGUAUCUUUUUUGCAGCUGCCUCAUCUAGGCUUCUACAUGACCACUCUUUUGAUAUGCAUACGCCCGCCGACAUGACCACUCA